Molecule: messenger RNA, 3448 nt
Organism: Labeo rohita (rohu)
Lineage: Eukaryota; Metazoa; Chordata; Actinopteri; Cypriniformes; Cyprinidae
Product: serine/threonine-protein kinase SBK1
Exons: 4
Coding region: 151-1170 (339 amino acids)
Biological process (GO): peptidyl-serine phosphorylation; peptidyl-threonine phosphorylation
Molecular function (GO): protein serine/threonine kinase activity; ATP binding
Source: RefSeq, a predicted model, not a curated record
UAUAAAGCGUUCCAGGAGCUCAAAGCCCUUGUAGAACAGGAGUCCUCACUCCCAGUGCUCUGCAUCGGCUUUGGCUGCAGCACUGCUGCUAUCGCUGCGCGUCUGGACGCCCUGAUCCUUUGCACAGCUGCAGAGAGGACAGACAAGGCAAUGAUUGAACUGGGCUCAGUGGAGGAGGGCAGCAGUCUAAUAGACGAGCUGAUGGAGUUGACAUCUCAAAACUUAUGUCAGCUCGAGAUUAAAGAGCACUUUAACAUCAUUAAAGAGAUCGGCCGUGGCAAGUACGGCCGUGUGCUGCUGGUCACCCACCGCUGCAAGGGGACUCCAAUGGCUCUGAAAGUGCUGCCCAAGGCCUCGACUAAACUGCAGGGUUUCCUGAGAGAAUACUGCAUCUCCUUGCAUCUGUCUUGCCACCCCUGCAUCGUGGGAUUGUUUGGAAUCGCAUUCCAGUCCAACGAGCACUAUGGAUUCGCCCAGGAGCUUGUCACAGGACGGGACCUGUUCGCCAUCAUCCAGCCACGGGUGGGCAUCCCUGAAUGUGCAGUGAAGCGCUGUGCCGUUCAGAUCUCUUGUGCUCUAGAGUUCAUCCACCAGCGUGGUCUGGUCCACCGUGACAUCAAGCCUGAGAACGUUUUGCUGCUGGACACUCAGUGCCGCUGCGUCAAACUGGCCGACUUCGGCCUCACCCAAAGACGAGGAACCUUCAUCCGCUUCAUAUCGGGCACACUGCCGUAUAUGGCUCCAGAGUUGUGUGCCAUGGUCUUGGAGGAAGGUCAGAAGGAGGUGAAUGUCCCUCCGCUUUGCGUGGAGCCCACUCUAGACACCUGGGCCUUUGCCGUGCUUCUUUUCUGUAUCCUCACGGGCUUCUUCCCCUGGGAGCGCUGCAACGACACCGACGAUUUCUACGAGGAGUUUGCAGACUGGCGCAGAUCGCCGAAGAAAAACCCAGUACCAUCCCAGUGGAAAAGAUUCACGCCCGUAUGUAUGGAGAUGUUCAAGAGGAUGUUAGCGCUGGAUCCCAAUGAGAGGUGCUCCAUAGGUGAGGUCAAAGGUUAUGUGGGUAAGGACUGGGUGCGUGCGAAGGACACCAACGGAUGGGUGGGAGUAAAUGGAGAGGUCAGCACGUCCACACCGAGUCCCUGCAGAAGCAGCUACAGUGAUGAACAGUGAUGGUGUUAUAUGACAAAUGAGUAGAAUGUGGUGCCAGUUGCAAUGCUGAGAGCUGCGUGGUGGAAUGAAUUUAGAUCAUUAGAGGUGUUGAUCUCUCAAAAAAUGAGGAAGACACUCAUUUGCGGGAUGGAUUAAAUACAAUUUAUUCUUCAACAGCAACUGUAGGAUGCUAUAAUUAACAAAAAAUCUUUUUAUGUAAUUCACAUUUUAAAAAAAAUUAUAUAUAUAUAUAUAUAUAUAUAACAAAAGCACGUGUUACGGCUGUUGCGAUUAAAAUGAAAUUAAAAUGAAUGAAAAGUGUCAAUUCACGGAAUUACAUUUAGAUUCACUGCGUCUGAUUGCUUUUACACGCUGUUUUGUGCAGACUGAUCUUAUAACCAAUCAAACGCGUUUCUGUUGAACUUAGGAAUGCAUUGGCCAAUCAGAGGCACUUAGAUUAGUCAGCGCUGAAAACACGCCAAUCAGAGACAGAUACAAUGUAAAUAAAAGAUGAUUUUCAUUGCUUCAGUGAUUAUAAUGGGAGUUUUUGCAUAAUUUGUGCUUGAUGUGUGAUGUGACGUGCCCAAAAUGAAACAAUUUUUUUUAAUUAUUAUUUUCUAUUUCAAUAUUAAUAAUCAUUAUUACAAUAUAAAGGGCAAUAACCUACAAUGAUUUUUUGUCAUAACAUAGCAGCCCUUUGAGCGCCUGUGUUUAAUUUAGAAACAAUUUUAAACAGUUUAUUGUAAUUGACAACAGUUUAAAUUAUUGAUUAAAGUAAUUGGGUAAAUUUAAGUAUAUGACAUUAAAGACAACAUUUUUUGAUAAUAAUUAAUGAUAAUAAUUUUAUAAUGAUAUAGAUUGAUACGUAUAUACCACUAGUGCUUUUGUAAUGUAUAUAUUUUAUAACAUUUUGUAUUAUGGGUUUUUUAAUAAAAUGUAUGGAUGCAAAAUAUCUUAUAAAAUACAGAAACUGCAAAAAACUUUAAAAGUAAUUAAUAUAUAAUAUUUAAAUAUAUAAAAUUGAGACAAAAAAAAAUGUUAAAAAUAAAUAUUAAAUAAAUGUUAUUAUUACCAUAUUAGCAUGAUGACUCCGUUUUAAACUAUAUCAUAAUACAUGUAAUUUAUACUGUCUGUUUAUUUGAACAUAGAAAGCCUUGAGUUUUUGUUAGCAAAACACUUUCUAUCUGACGCACAUAUGGUUAGAUCUUGUGAUUUAUGUCAAUUUUUAGUAAAAUUUUCUUGAAAUCUCUAUUGUUUUAAAAACAAAAAAACAACAACCCCUUUUAAACCAAAAGUAUGGGCAGAGGACACAUAUCCUAUUGACCAAAAUCUACAAAAUUGUCGUCAAUAGUAUAUUUUUAAUUUAGGGCUGCUAAACGAUUAUUUGCGAUUAAUCGCAUACAAAAUAAAAGUUUGAAUUUGCCUAAUAUAUGUCUGUGUACUGUGGGUAAUUAUUAUGUAUAUAUAAAUACAUUCACAUUCAUCUAUAUAUAAGAAAUAUUUACAUGUAUAUGUAUUUAUUAUCAUUUUUAUAUAUAAUUUAUAUUAUAUAUAAAUAAAAAUAUUUUGUACAUAACAUUUCUCUUAAAUAUAUACAUCCUUUGUGUAUAUAUAUAAAUACAUAAUUACACACAGUACACACACAUUUAUUAGGCAAACUCAAGCUUUUAUUUUGUAUGCGAUUAAUCACAAAUAAUUGUUUGACAGCCCUAAUUUAAUUAAUAUAAAGGACAACUCUGACAAUAUAUUUCAUAUAUGGGACUAAAUCUGACAGUGGCAUCAUAAAUGAUGCUUCUUUAGCUCAAACUGCUUUAUUUUUCAGGCUGGACCAUACAUAAAAAAAAAAAAAAGGCCGUGCCUCUUUUGGCGCUUUUAACUGCAGGACUACAGUUGUCAUACUGAGCGGUAUAAUUUUCUCAUUUAUUUUUAUAUGAGUGGACCGUCUCUGCCUUUUGUCUCUGAUACUGUCAAAGAAAUGCAUGUAUGCGCACAAUUAAAUCCUCUACCUCUACCCAAAAUAACAUUUUUUCAUUUUCAAGAUUUCAAGAUUUUUCAUUUUCAACAUUUUCAAGAUUUGCCAAUCACUUCUGUUUCUAGCAAAAAUGAGGGUCCAGUAUAUGAAAGUACACAGAAGACAGUCAGACAUACAUUUCCCAUAACUGUAAUGUAGAUGAGGGGGUACAUUAUAAAACUACUAACGUUUAACGUCUUUAUCCAAGUUUACUAAAAUACAUAUUGUAUAUUUGUAUAAAAUGCGUAUAUUUUCCAUAUCAACUUGUCUUGUUUGCUGUGCUUAUGA